AUGUCAAAUCUAAUCGAGUCAAGGGUUUCCAACGAAGACAAACCAGUAACCAAGGCACCAAAACUCCACGAAUCUUCAUCCCCAUCCCCUCCUUUUACUCCUGAAGCUGAUCAGAAAUCCUUCGGGAAAUCGUCACCCGACCAAGAUACCGAAGAUGCAUCCGAUGAUGAUGAGGAGGAGGAGGAGGAGGAGGAUACAGACGUAUCAGAAGGUGACGAGGUUGAUGGUAACAUCGAAAUAGACUAUGACGACGGUACGCUCCAACUAGAUGAUGACGAGAGCGGCGAGGAGGAGGAGGCGGAGGAAGGCGGCGGCGGCGUCAAGCACAAAAAGAAAAAGAAGAAUAAUUCAAGACUUAGGUAUUAUGUUCCGGGGGAGGGAAGGAUGAAAACGGAACUGAUGUAUAUAUUUGGACCUCAACGGGACGGAUAA
Molecule: messenger RNA, 432 nt
Organism: Oldenlandia corymbosa var. corymbosa
Lineage: Eukaryota; Viridiplantae; Streptophyta; Magnoliopsida; Gentianales; Rubiaceae
Source: the annotation of a GenBank genome assembly